UUUCAACAUGUUCAAACUGUCUGCUGCCCUUUUCGUGCUCUGCGCUGUGCUCGCCUGCAGCCUGGCUGAGGCGAAGCCUGCGGUGCUUGUGGAUGCGGCUCCUGCUGUUGUCACCGCCACCAGCUCACAGUAUGUGGCACGCAACUUCAAUGGCAUCGCUGCCGCACCCAUUGUUGCUGCCGCCGCUCCCGUUGCCGCCGCGUACACUGCACCAAUUGCUGCUGCUCCCAUUGCCAGCGCCGCUUACACAGCGCCUCUCGCUUAUCCCUAUAGCUAUCCCUACACCGCUGCCUACACCACAUACCUGUAA
This is a messenger RNA of Drosophila hydei, 310 nucleotides long. Its product is annotated as cuticle protein 70, isoforms A and B. The record is from RefSeq and is a predicted model, not a curated record. NCBI's taxonomy places the organism in Eukaryota, Metazoa, Arthropoda, Insecta, Diptera, Drosophilidae. The transcript has 2 exons. Bases 8 to 310 code for a protein of 100 amino acids.